CUCCACAUCUACCUCUCUUCAUUAUACUAUCUUUGAUAACCAAAGGGACUUUCACUUAUACCAAACUAUUAAUUGCUUCUUCAGUGAUCAUGGCCAAAUUUCAGGUUUUGCACAAAUAUUUUUUCAUUUUUCUAGCACUAGUUGUGUGCCAUGGUUCCCUUGUAGCACAUGGCAGGAAAAUAAAUGUAAAGCCAUUGAACCAGCAACAUUAUUCAUUAAACACAAAAACUGUAGCUAAUAAUAAUCCUUACCCUUCCCUUCCAUCACUUAAAACUAAAGUUGAAUCACCACAGUAUGAGGAAGCUAAUAAAUUGGGAGAUUCAGGUGCAGACAACACAAAUGCAUUCCGAUCCACUACACCCGGAGGGAGUACUGGUGUUGGCCACAAAAUAAUCACAUCAUCAGAAGAUAACAAGAUGAAAACAAUGGUUGUAGUUCAGAGCCCAGAUGUUGAAGUUUUCGUGACUAAGGGGUCAAAAGAUGAUUUCAAACCUACUGACCCAGGUCACAGCCCUGGAGUUGGCCAUGUUUACCAAAACAAAAUUGGACAGGCAAAUUAGUCUCAUAAACUUAGCUAUAAUUUCAAUGUGUAUCAAAACUAGUCCAGAGUCUCCAAUCACAUGUGUAUGUUUUGUUUUUCCUUUUGCAUUAAUGAGAGUCUGUAUGAGCAUGGCUUUAAUUGGUUAUUGCUUGGGACGAGUAGGUCUUCUAAAUGUAUCAUUCAAUUUGUUAGCAUUUAUAAUUGAAGGGU
This is a messenger RNA of Glycine soja, 751 nucleotides long. RefSeq names its product precursor of CEP9-like. Gene Ontology annotation, cellular component: extracellular region. The record is from RefSeq and is a predicted model, not a curated record. Bases 90 to 560 code for a protein of 156 amino acids. Gene Ontology annotation, biological process: regulation of root development; nitrate import; root development. NCBI's taxonomy places the organism in Eukaryota, Viridiplantae, Streptophyta, Magnoliopsida, Fabales, Fabaceae. The transcript has a single exon. Gene Ontology annotation, molecular function: hormone activity.